This is a messenger RNA of Linum trigynum, 4467 nucleotides long. The record is from the annotation of a GenBank genome assembly. Lineage: Eukaryota; Viridiplantae; Streptophyta; Magnoliopsida; Malpighiales; Linaceae.
CCUGGACUUGACUCGCAUCUAUGCUUCUCAAAUUGAGCUCCAAAGUAGAUUUGACAAACACGUUGCCAGACUUAGCCAUUUUCAGGCAGUUUCCCAGUUUUGGCAUAGCCUUUUGGUCAGGUUCAAAAAUGGUCUUCUGAACUUUCUAUUGAGCUCCCAAGUACUUUAAUGUGUAGAGGGACACUUCCGCUUCAAAACAAGCCUUUAAUCUCCAAUUUUCAUUUAGCCAAUUGUAAGAUACGAAUCUUCAAAGUAAGCACCAUGAAACUAAUUUUACACUAAAACAACAAAUUAGAUCAAUCUGAUCCUAUACAAGAUCGAUCGAAAAGUGCAUAUCACCGUGACAUGCAUGUGAUUGUAGUAAAGUUCUAACUAUUAUCAUGGACAAAAAGAAAUCUCUAUAAGUAUGGCCGACUAGACAACGAAUCCUCCGCCCUCUGGUAAGCAAAAGCAACCAACCCCCCACACCUUCCUUCUUUUGAAAGAAUAUAAUAUAAUUUCCGCCGGUCUCCUCUGUUUUCCUUAUUCAUUCCCCCAUCUUUGCUGGAAACCAAACCAGAGAGAUCUAAAUCCCUGACGUGGUCUCCUUCUGUCAGCUCUAUCUCCAUCCCCAUCCCUUUCUCAAUAUCAAUCCUAUCGCCAUUUGCGCUUCUCGAGACAACACACCAACUCUCUCCCCCGAUACCUUAACGCCAUUGUUAUAAGAUCUCCCGCCGAACCGAACGAUCACUCCCACGUUUAUCUCUUAAAAGGAUAAGGCUCCUUCUCCAGUUUAUCCAUUUCCUUUUCCUAUUUCCAGGUAAUUUACUCAUUUAUCGCUGCCUUUCUUUGUGCUUGUUAGGAUGGUUUCCCAGUUUAGAUCUCACUGCAUUUCCCGCGGUUCACCGCCACACCUUUUUUUUUUUUGGUAGUUUUUAUGGCACUUCUCCUGCAUCGUAUGCAGAGGUCAAGUUUGAUGAAUUCUGCGUAGUUGGGUGAGAAUCUAGAUCUAGCUGAAUGUUAUUUCUUGCCUCUUGUAAAUUGACGAGUUGUUGAAUUUUUUGGAUCUGGUUAUAGCAUUUGGACGUGGAUUUGAGUCUGUCUCUAUCUGUUUGGGAGAGAAGUUGAUGCUCUAUCUUGAUUUUAGUCGGUAAUUUGUCAAUCUCUUGAUAAAUCGAAUUGGAUGCCUAAUGAAAUGAGCAAUGGAAUGAUGAAUUUGUAGGAAGGAUUUGAUGAAAGCUCCCUGGCUCUUAUUAUUAUUAUGAUUUUGGGUGGGUUAGGUAGGUGGAGAUUUUGCUAGUUGUUUUAGAGAUAUCUUCCAUUGUCAGAAAGUGGUGUUGAACAGGAUAAGUCAACUGUUCUUCCCACUUUACCUGUCUAUCCAUUCAUUUCAAAGACUACCCUUCUUUUUGGUUGUUGAAUGAAGAUGUGAAUUGUUGGGAUUAGAGUUUACACCUCAAUUGAUCUUCUCCCUUUUGUGUGGUUCUGCAGUUGUCAUCUGCUUCCAGUAAAAUGGAGGUCACAGGAGGCUAAGUUGUUGCAUAUUCUACGGGCUUUGUUUGGUAAGCAUACAUAUAGUAGUUUGUGAGAUGGCUAGAAAUACAGUUUUCAGAUACUAUAAUUGCUAACUUCUUAUCAUGUCGUCUUCUUUUUCGUUGUGUGCAGAAACCUUGGGCAAUGUGUCAGGGCAGAGACCACGUUGGAGGAUUAGGUAGUACUGCAAGUAGGGUAAAUUUGAGCAACAAUUCCAAGAGCAGCAGAACUUCUGGUAUGGAAUAUGAAUCAGACUGGGUAAGACACGGGAAAUCAUCGGAAUUAGCUGAUCAAGUGAUUCGAUCUGCAACUUGUUUCAUGGCUUGGUCCUGUAAGAUUCCUAUAGGUGACGGUUAUCACGAAUUUCUUUAGCUCGAACAGAAAAGAUCUUUCAUUUUCAAAGCAUUGAUAGAGUUCUCAGGGAGAUAUAAAAGUCUUUUUUUCUUCAAUCCAUAUCUCUCCUGAUUCGCUUGAGAAAUGGCGGAUGUUAUGUGUGCCAACAAGAUGUAUACUGGAACAAAGUUGUCCUUCUCAAGAUCAUUCAUGCACAAUAAGGCCACUCGUUCGAAGAGCAGCCCUAGAUUGGUUACUAAUGAAGACGACUGCUCGAUGCUACCAGGGCUGCCCGAUGAUGUGGCGAAGUAUUGCCUGGCACUGGUUCCUCGUCCUAGCUUCCCAGCCAUGGGUGCUGUAUGCAGGAGGUGGAGGUCAUAUAUCAAAAGCAAAGAGUUCAUUACUGUGAGGAAGUUAGCUGGUUUGCUCGAGGAAUGGCUGUAUGUCUUGCUUCUGGAUUCUGGAGGAAAGAGAAGCCACUGGGAGGUGUUGGAUUCUUGUGGCAAUAAACAUCGGGUUCUUCCUCAGAUGCCUGGUCUUGUUAAGGCUGGGUUUGGUGUAGUUGUUCUGAAUGGAAAGCUACUUGUCAUGGCUGGCUAUUCAACUGCUGAUGAUGGGACAAACUGUGCAUCUGACGAAGUUUACGAAUAUGAUUCAAGUCUGAACAGUUGGAGCAAAUUAUCAAACAUGAACGCUCCUCGCUAUGAUUUUGCUUGCACGGAGGUCAAUGGCAAAGUCUACGCCGCUGGUGGUUGUGGCAUUGAUGGCGAUUGCCUUUCCAGCGUAGAAAUGUACGAUCCGGAGACGGCCAAAUGGACCCUGAUAGAGUCUCUCCGUCGCCCGAGAUGGGGUUGCUUCGGCUGCAACUUUGACGGGAAGCUUUACGUCAUGGGAGGAAGGUCGAGCUUCACAAUUGGUAAUUCCAAGUUCGUCGACGUCUAUAACCCCGAUAUGCAAUCCUGGGGCCAGCUGAAGAAUGGUUGCGUCAUGGUCACAGCACAUGCUGUACUUAAGAAGAAGCUCUUCUGUAUGGAGUGGAAGAACCAGCGAAAACUGGCGAUAUUCGACCCAGAGGACAACUCCUGGAAGAUGGUGCCCUUGCCAUUGACCGGGAGCUCCACAGUAGGGUUCCGGUUUGGGAUCCUCAACGGGAAACUUCUGUUGCUGGCUAUGGAGGAUGACCCGAGUUACAAGACCAUGCUGUAUGAUCCUAAAGCUCCAUCUGGCUCAGAGUGGCAGACUUCUGAGAUAAAGCUGUCCGGCUUAUGCUUAUGUAGCGUGACCAUCAAGGCAUGAUAUGAAUGGAGUUCUUGAUCUAAAGCUAAAGCCUGCAGUUUAUUGUUGAUGCAUUAGUUAAUUCAGAUCAGGCUGCGGCUUGUUUUCUGGAUUUUUUUUAAAUGUCUGUUGUAAUCUCCAGUUUGAAGAGGUGUCUCGACUAAUGUUGUUGCAUUGAUCAUUAGUUUGAAGUGUUCGUUGUAUUUUGUAUUCUGUUGUGAACUUAUGAAUAGUGGUUAACUGGUUAUAGAGAAGAAAUCUGGAAUGAUGAAUUGGCUUGUCUUUGCAGACGUUGGGAAUAUACAAGAAUGAUGUACUGUAUUGAUUUAUUGAAGGUUGGGAAAUAAGUUCAGCUUCGAGAUCCAUUUCUUUCUGGUGUCUCUCUAAUUAAGGUUGUGUUAGCAUUGAGCAUUUGUUGACCUUGUAUGAAUAUGGAUAAUUAACAUCGAGAGAGCCUAUAUGUCAUGUCACCUAUGGACUUUAACCCAUCACAAAGCAUACAAAAUUUCUCGCGUAGGGUCCAAGCCAUUGUCCUAUAUAAGGAGGACUCUUAAAACUUCCAAGCUAAGGAUGAUCUUCUUGCCUUGCUACACUUUCAACAUAUAUGGUAUUCUCCCUAACACUUGUAUCUCUACAAUCAUAUACAUCCAUUCUCAUAUCGUACUAAUUUCGACAUCAGAGUGAGAAGAUCGAAUAAAAGAGUUCAAAUUAGAGCCCCAAGCGUUAUAAUUAUCAAUCAGGGUUAAUUGAAUUUGAUUGGCUUGAACCCAAUCAACACAUUUUCUCCUACAACUAGGACUGGAAGUUUGGUACUGUUAUUUGAGAUGAUCAAAUAUUGUACCGAAUUUACCACUAUUUGAUAUUACCGAAUAUUGAGUUGUUUUUUAGGGAUUGGGAUUAUGAUUGAUUUUGGGUGUUAUUUGGUAUUCGAGGUUAUGGAAUUGGAAGCGAUAUAUACCGAGAUAGCAAGUAAUAAAAAAACUAUAGUUAAUUAAAUAUAACUCACAACUUCUGGUCAUUGCUAACUCUUUCACUUGCAAGCACCCUUCCAAUCUAAGCUUAUCUUCCAUGUUUUCCUAGCUGACUCUCGUCGCUCACUCAAUCUCUUGUUUUUUUCAGAAUACCAAAAAAUAUACACUCUCAUAAGUAGGGAUGGCAAUGGGUCGGGUUUUGCCAAACCCAUGGGUUUAUCCGUGAAAAAAACCCCGGGGUAAAACCCACUGGGUUUGAAAAACUCAAACCCAACCCAACCCGCUGGGUAUCCGCAGGUUCAUGGGUACCCAUGGGUUUUUGUCGUAAAAAAUUUACAAUAACAAGUUCCUAUCAAAAUUAAAGUCAAAUAUCAAU